AGAAACUGGAGUUUUUUGGCCGUUAGGCGGUUGAGACACACGGAAAUCAUUAGCUGUGCAGCGAAGUGAGAAACGAAAAACCGUUCAUUAUAACCUAAAUUUCACCUGUUACUGCGAGAGAGCGAUAAGUCAGCAAAAUGUUGCCCACCAAUGUAAUGACGUUCAUGAAAAAGAUGGUCGCCACAGAUGAGUCGCCAUCCACACAAAAUCAACCCGACGCUGGCGGAACUUUCGGAAAGUUGAAGCAGACACUGUCGUCGUCCUUGCUCACGGCGCAGGAUAGAGUGAACAAAAUGUCACCGCGUCCCUCGUUGGCGCCCACCGAAGACGGCAGCUAUGGCGGUGCGUACCAGCAACAGACCCAGGACACUUAUGCGGCCAAUCAGAACAAUAACAAUAACAACAAUACGACAGGCGGCAGCACCGCAGGAAACUCAUCGAAAAACGAGCCGGGACGACGAGCGGGGGCGUGUCGCGUAUGUUUGAAGUCCUUCAAACCCGACGACUAUCACAAGACCUGCUUCGAAUGUCAGCAGCGUGUGUGCGAAGAUUGCGCCAGCUACAGCAAGCUGGAAGAGAACGAGGAUGCGAACAUGUGGCGCUGCAGUGUGUGCCGACGAAAGAUGGCGUCGCGUGUGUGCAUCCCACAAGACUCAACCGACUCCAUGUUGGACGUGCCCGUGCUGGAAGCGCUGCAACGCCGCCACUCCGACGCCAAGCUCGGCUCAACACAGACAUUGGCACCGGCAAAUGGCACCGCAUUGGCACCGCCACGCAGCCCCGAAUGCCGACGGCAUUCCGACGUAUCACCCGCCUCACUCAAAGAACUCGAAAAGGUAAGCGAUGGUGGACGCAGCAUGGCGCCGAGCCGUUCAUCGAGCCCGCCACGGCAAUCGGACCUGGAUCAGCAGCUACCGUUCGGAGCGCCACUGUCGCGCAUGGCAUCACGGCGGGGAUCGCGUGUGGCGCGCCAACACAGCUAUGAUGAUGACAUGAACACUGGGGGUCUGGGCGCGGCAGCGGCUGGUGCACUGGGCAUGACGGGCGGCGAUCCCGGACUCGGCAUACCAGCAAUGCCAAGAAGGAAAUCCGCUUAUGACGUUUUUGCGCCCAAUCUGCUACAGAGUGCGGCUCCUGCGACAACGCAACUUCAACGAUCACCCGGCGAUGGUAUGUCGCCACAAAUUGCUCUACCCGGUUCGCGGCGACCUUCCUUCCGUGUGCCACAUCCUUCUGAGGAUCUGCAAAACGACGAAUCGCCAAGUCCCGAUAAAGGCAGCCCUGUGCUUACCGUAGAUGAAGACAGACGCAUACGCCGACGUGGAUCACAACUUCCCGAUUUAGCGGCGCUGCAGCAACGCGGUGCAUUACCAACCAAUCUGCCCGCCACAAUACCACCUCCAAUCGCUUCUUUCACCGGACCCAAUUUGGAGGAUCUCGAGGCACCACGACGUCAAACUUCGAUGGAUGGUGAAGCCAUUAAAAUUGUUAUACACGACGUCGAUUCGGGACCUAUUUGCUCAUCGAAGCGUAGAAUUGUAUUACGCAGAGAUCCCACGGACAAGGCACAUCGCACACGUGGCUUUGGUAUGCGUGUCGUUGGCGGCAAAACCGGCGCGGAUGGCCGACUCUUCGCCUACAUUGUGUGGACGGUGCCAGGCGGACCGGCCGAGAAGAACGGGCUACAGCAGGGCGAUAAGAUACUUGAAUGGAAUAGCAUGUCGCUGAUUGAUCGUAGCUUCGAAGAGGUCUGCGCUAUAAUGGACCGUACCGGUGACAUUGUCGAAUUGCUAGUUGAGCACGCCACAGACUUUCGUAUGUGCGAUCUAUUCGAUGAGAACCUACCACCAGGCAAUAGCGGCAAUCAAAGUGGACCACGACGUUCAGGUGACGGUCCAGUUGGACUGGGCUUAAUCGCGGACCCUGAAACAACCACAGACAAAUCACCGGCCUCGCCGACCAGACGGAAAUUACCCAAAACUCCGGAGCAAAUUGCACGCGAGAAGCAAGUAAGUGGGCGCGCACAGCUGCAAGUUUGGUAUAAUGCCGAUCGCAAUGAGCUGGUUGUCUCACUAAUGGCCGCCGAUGAUCUGGCUCUGCGCGAUGAAGCCUACGGACAUGGUAAUCUGCCCGAGGCAUAUGCGAAGGUGCGCAUUUUACCCAAAUGCGGCGAUGGCAGCGUGCAACAGACCGAAGUUAGUCAUCCCACACAGAAUCCCAUUUGGAAUGCAACGCUCACCUUUCAACACAUAAAUGCCGACAGCCUCAUGGAUCGCUACAUUGACAUACAGUUGUGGGAUCUUGUACCCCACACCGAGUCCAUAUUUCUGGGCGAAUGCAGUGUUGAACUGCAGCAGGCCUUUCUCGAUGAUCGUGCCAUAUGGUGUCGACUGGAGGAUCCGAAGGGGCUGCGCGGCAUCAGCAUGUCAAAAUCGCCGAGCGUCUCACCGCGCGGCUCCAUUGCCGCCGGCUGUCCGGGCGGCGAUGUAACACGUCUACUAAGACGCGAUUACAAUAUGCAACGUUCGAUAUCGGACGAUGUCGAUUCGAUCGGCGAUUGUACCUCACUGCUACAUCCCGAUCACGCCUGGGUGGCUGGCUCACGGCGUGGUUCCUCGCAGUCGGAGACGCUCGAGGUCGAAGUAUAUCAAUUGGGUAAAGAUUUUUCACGUUCUUUACCCGGUUCGCGUCGCUCCUCAUUUCAAGAUCCCGACAAGAUACGCGAAGAGGAUGCUAUGCAACCGCCACCAGCUUCGUAUUAUGUUGGCAGACGGCGUUCGUCGGUGGCGCGUCGCGAUCCAGAUGAAAUAUUGAAGUCAUUGAAACAAGUGCGCGGAGAACUCGGACGCGCAAUGAGUUUGGGCACGGAACAACAAAAGCGACCGGGAUCAAGACGCGCUAGUCGUGUGGCCUUGCCGAGCAAUCCGAGCAGUCGCAAGGGCUCCAUACUUGACAUCGCGCAGCAACAGCAGCAGCAGCAACAACAGCAACAGUUACAACAACUACAGGCGCAGCAUCAACAACACUUGCAGCAGCAGCUGCCGUUGGGUAUCGGUAAUGCAACGACCAGUCCACCCUCGGAUGAUGAAGGCAAGCAGUUUACGUCACGCUGGAGGGGCUCCGGCAGCAAUCUGCGUCCACAAAGCGCCAAGCAGGCGUUAUCUAUGCUGAAGCAGGCCUCCUCCGCAACGAAUGUAGCUAUGCAGGGGCAAAGUGGCAGCGGUAGUUUGUUGAGUGUAGGUGCCGACAGCCCCAAGCAGUUGCGCAAAGGCAGCAUGAUUAAUUUAAAGACGGGCGAAACUACGCACGGACCAACAGCUUUGUUGCAGCGCAAAGGUAGCGUAUAUGCACAUACCGCGACGGAGCGCGACACCAGUAGUGUCGGCAGUAGCGGUUCGCCGCAGCGGAAGGGCAGUGCUUAUGUCGGCGUUAGAGCAGCUGGCCACGAGGCUGAGUCGGCGCUGUUGCGCAAAGGUAGCAUCAUGAGUAGUUUAACGUCCACGACUGUGACCACAGUCGCCACAGCGGGUAUUGAUACGGACUAUGGCCUGAAAAUGGGUCCAGGGCAAAUACAUCCAAAAGGUUACCGCCUGACAACCGUGCGACAUGGCGAGCUGAAAAUGGCAUUUGCCAAAAUCAAAGGCACCGUGGAGGUGGAGGUGACAUGCGCACGUAACAUUGUGCCCGAGGAUUGUGAAACACCGCCGGAUACUUAUGUGAAAUGCUACAUCAAGGAUGGCGAUCGGCUGCGGCACAAGAAGAAGACGCGCGUGGUGAGGCACUCGGCCGAGCCCUACUACAAGCAGACGCUCAAGUAUCAGAGUGCUGACGUUUUCGGUCGCAAUAUUGUCAUAAUGGUGUGGCAACGCUGUGUCGGCUUCGAACACAAUCAAGGCUUGGGCGGCACCGAAGUCAAUCUGGAUAAAAUAAAUGCAGCACAACGCAUAGGCGGCUGGUAUCCACUCUUUCCGAUGCAUUCAUUAGGCGGCUCCGAUUCGGAUAAUUCUCCUUGACCGAUCACGCGCACA
Messenger RNA from Bactrocera latifrons, 4028 nucleotides. RefSeq names its product regulating synaptic membrane exocytosis protein 1 (gene Fife). Lineage: Eukaryota; Metazoa; Arthropoda; Insecta; Diptera; Tephritidae. Gene Ontology annotation, cellular component: presynaptic membrane; cytoskeleton of presynaptic active zone. Gene Ontology annotation, biological process: regulation of synaptic plasticity; calcium ion-regulated exocytosis of neurotransmitter; positive regulation of synaptic transmission. The transcript has 17 exons. The record is from RefSeq and is a predicted model, not a curated record. Gene Ontology annotation, molecular function: transmembrane transporter binding; small GTPase binding. The coding region runs from base 138 to 4013 and encodes 1291 amino acids.